UAAUUUCAGAAAAGUUUCAAGUUUUAGUCCUACCACACUUCAGUACCACACGAGGGUCUAAGAACACCCGGGAAAGGGUAAAGAAGAAGAGGUAAUUGAGAAACCUCAGCCCUAUUGUGCCCGGAAACUAACAAAAAAAGGUUGCGAAUAUCUUUUCAGUCGGUGAAAUUUCGCCCUUUUCUCGCACGUCAGACAUCCCUUUCUUGUCCCUUUUCUCAUCUCUUCUCUCGUCUUUCUCCUCUGAGAAUUCAAGAACCAGAAGGUUCUCCUUCUUUGUUUUCUUUCUCGGAAUUUCUCUGAGUUCUUCUCAUCAAAAUAUUAUCUCCUUGUUAAUAUUUCGAACAUGGGCUUGUGGGAUUCUUUACUCAACUGGCUAAGAAGCUUAUUCUUCAAACAGGAGAUGGAACUCUCUCUCGUGGGGCUACAAAAUGCGGGGAAGACUUCACUUGUUAAUGCCAUUGCUACAGGAGGUUAUAGCGAGGAUAUGAUUCCAACGGUUGGAUUUAAUAUGCGCAAGGUUACAAAAGGAAAUGUGACCAUAAAACUCUGGGAUUUGGGAGGGCAACGAAGAUUUCGUUCCAUGUGGGAGCGUUAUUGUCGUGGUGUCUCAGCUAUACUAUAUGUUGUUGAUGCUGCUGAUCGAGACAGCAUACCUAUCUCUCGAAGUGAAUUACAUGAUCUCUUGAAGAAACCUUCAUUGGCUGGAAUUCCUUUGCUUGUCCUCGGCAACAAAAUUGAUAAGUCAGAAGCUCUUUCACAGCAAGCACUGGUUGAUCAGCUGGAACUAAAUUCAGUCACAGACAGGGAAGUAUGCUGCUAUAUGAUAUCUUGCAAGGAGUCAGUUAACAUAGAUGCCGUCAUUAAUUGGCUUAUUAAACACUCAAAAUCAGCAAAGUGACCAUCAAACUGUGAAAUACUUGAUUCAGUGUAUUGUAUCCGGUAUUGUAGAAAAAUCGGUGGUCAAUCUGUAAUGGUGGGAUAUGCUUGCAUGCUUUUUGUUGCUGCUCCCACCGGCAAGUUAUCUAUGUCGGAUGUUGAUAUUUGAGUUUAUCAGCUGCUUUUUAAUCCCUCCAUUACCAUGUGGAUACAUUGCAACUUAUUAGGCUAUAAUAGCAUGUCAAAUCAUUUAGUUUUUUUCUACA
Messenger RNA from Sesamum indicum (sesame), 1142 nucleotides. Its product is annotated as ADP-ribosylation factor-like protein 8c. Lineage: Eukaryota; Viridiplantae; Streptophyta; Magnoliopsida; Lamiales; Pedaliaceae. Gene Ontology annotation, molecular function: GTP binding; GTPase activity. Gene Ontology annotation, biological process: protein transport. The record is from RefSeq and is a predicted model, not a curated record.